Messenger RNA from Amaranthus tricolor (Joseph's coat), 660 nucleotides. RefSeq lists its product as uncharacterized. NCBI's taxonomy places the organism in Eukaryota, Viridiplantae, Streptophyta, Magnoliopsida, Caryophyllales, Amaranthaceae. Gene Ontology annotation, molecular function: nucleic acid binding. The record is from RefSeq and is a predicted model, not a curated record. The transcript has a single exon. The coding region runs from base 1 to 660 and encodes 219 amino acids.
AUGUUUAUGUGUGCUGUUGCAAAGCCAAUUACAACUGAAGGUGAUGUUAUUUUUGAUGGUAAGAUAGGCAUUUGGCCAUUUAUUACACAAAAGCCAGCAAAAAGAAGCUCUAAGAACAGGAAAAGGGGGGAGUUAGAAACAAAACCAAUACAAUCAAUCACGAAAGAGCACAUUAGAGCAAUGCUUAUCACUAAUGUGCUGCCAACCAUAAGAGCAAAAUGGCCUGCAGAAUUGUCAAAGCAUAUUUACAUUCAACAAGACAAUGCCAAACCACAUAUAGCACAUAAUGACAGAGAAUUUUUAAAAGAGGCAAUGAAAGAUGGAUUUAAUAUGCAAUUAGUGCAACAACCUCCAAAUUCCCAUGACAUGAACGUACUAGAUCUAGGUUUUUUUAGAUCAAUUCAAGCUUUGCAAUAUCAAAAAGCUGCUUACAAUGUAACAGAAUUAGUUAGGGCUGUGAAUAAUGCAUUUCAGAAUCUAAGUCCACAAUAUUUAAGGUUUGUAUUCAUCACUUUACAAGCUUGUAUGAUAGAGGUCAUGAAAAGACAAGGGGGGUUUGACUAUCACAUUCCUCACAUGAAUAAAACAAAGGUAGCAAGGGAAGGGACUUUACCAGAUUACCUGAGUAUUGAAAAACAACUGGUUGUUGAUUCACUUUAA